CAAGGCUUGAUGUAGUUUCCGUUCUAGAAAUCACCCUCGCAAUAUGCGGAUUGCGGAACUCCUCAGAUGAGGAUGAAGAGGAGGAUGUUGUGAAGGCAGGUUGAAGCUGACCGAACUGGGAGGUGUCAACGCAUACUUUGCAUCCAUUUAACUGUGCCGCCUACGUAUCGCUCGACGAAGCCAAGCUCUUCAGACGACGCCUGUUCCUUGUGUCUUUAAAUGACAAGCUGCAUCGAGAGAGGCAGAGGACGAGUCAGGCAAACGACAGCUCCUCUGAUCAACCGGGAAGGGCAUCUACUAAGCAGGCCGUCUGUCACCAGCAGGGCAGCUGGCGUUGCAGCCGCUGUUAGCAGCUAGCUCGCUAACCAGGUUCAAUCGAGAAAUUCCAGAACCUUCAAAAUGAUUAUGCCAAUGUAUAAUCUCAUAAUACAAUGGACGUUUCCCACCUUGGAAUGAAAUCAUCUACUAACUAACACCAUUCAUCACGGAUGACGUGAAAUACAAGACGUGGUCGAUCCAAUAUGGAGAAAAAGAAACCGUGCCCACGACUCCUCGACUACUUGGUGGUGGUUGGUGCAAGGCAACCAAGUAGCGAUAGUGUGGCACAGACCCCUCAGCUUCUCCGCCGAUAUCCACUAGAGGACCACCACGACUUUCCACUCCCACCAGAUGUGGUCUUCUUUUGCCAACCAGAAGGCUGCCUUAGUAUACGUCAGCGUAGGGUUAGCCUUCGUGACGACUCGUCCUUUGUUUUCACACUGACUGACAAGGACUCAGGAAUCACUCGCUUUGGAAUCUGUGUCAACUUCUACCGAUCUUUUCAACGCGGGCAUCACCGUCCCCGUACGGACAAGGGUGGUCAUGCAGACAGCGCAGCGCAAGGAGGGGACACCACAAGUGAGGGGUCUGAUGGAAGCACUGGAGGAGGCCAGUCUUCUGGGUUGUCACCAUCCACUAAAGCUGAGUCCGCUCCUCUUUCUGCUUCUGGAGAGGAGAUUGAACCAGCAGUUCCUGAGCUCAAUGCCGGAAAGGCUGCAGAGCUCAGGCGCAAUGCAGCAAAGAUAGCUGCCAGAAAUCGCAACAGUACACUGACCUCGUUGUGUUUACUCAGCCACUACCCCUUCUUCUCCACCUUCAGGGAAUGCUUAUAUAUUCUUAAGAGGAUGGUAGACUGCUGCAGUCAGAGGCUCACGCAGCGUGCUGGAAUGCCCCGUACAUUCCAAAGAGAUACAAUGUGGCGGGUUUUCGCCGGCGCACUCUCAGUGGAAGAGAAGGGAAGCCAUCUAUUGGCUGACCUUCGGGACAUUGAAUCCUGGAUUUACCGUUUGCAACGUUCGCCCGUACCAGUGGCAAGCCAGAGACGUGUGGAUGUGGAAGUUCUGCCCCAUGAAAUGAAACGACCUCUCACCUUUGCACUGCCUGACAACUCCCGCUUCUCCAUGGUGGAUUUCCCAUUGCACUUGCCUUUAGAGUUGCUGGGUGUGGAUGCCUGUCUUCAGGUUCUGUCGUGCGUCUUGCUGGAGCACAAGGUUAUUCUCCAGUCAAGAGAUUACAAUGCUUUAUCCAUGAGUGUAAUGGCGUUUGUGGCCAUGAUCUAUCCUCUGGAGUACAUGUUCCCGGUCAUUCCCUUACUGCCAACCUGCAUGGCCUCAGCUGAACAGCUUCUUCUUGCUCCGACUCCCUACAUCAUCGGUGUGCCAGCUAGCUUUUUUCUGUACAAAUCUGACUUCAAAAUUCCAGAUGAUGUGUGGCUUGUGGAUCUGGACAGCAGUAAGGUUAAAGCACCUACAAAUGCAGAGAUUCUACCACCUCUUCCAGAGCCUGAAGCUGGUGAGCUCAAGAAACAUCUGAAGCAGUGUCUGGUUAGGUUGACCGUGAUCACCCAAAAGCAGAUCUUCUCUGGUGAAAAUAAGGCCUUGGCGAGUAUGAGUCUGAAUACCCAGCCCAUUUUAAAUCUGGAGAAGUUCCAGGAAGGUCAGGAAAUGCCCCUGCUUCCCCCUGGACGUGAUAAAGCUUCACCAUCAUCCACUGAGUUCAACCCCCUUAUUUAUGGCAAUGAUGUUGAUUCUGUGGACGUCGCCACCAGGGUGGCCAUGGUACGGUUCUUCAACUCUCCAAAUGUUCUCCAUGGUUUUCAAAUGUACACACGGACCCUGCGCCUCUUCCCUCGUCCUGUGGUGGCUUUUCAGUCGUCACCUUUCCUCGCAUCUCGACCGAGGCGAUCUCAUUUUGCUGAUAAGCUUUCCCACACCCAGGCUGUGGAGUUCUAUGGCGAAUGGGCUCUCAAUCCCACUAAUCUAGCAUUUCAGAGAAUACAUAAUAAUGUUUUCGACCCGUCCUUAAUUGGUGAUAAACCCAAGUGGUAUGCUCACCAGCUUCAGCCAGUCGUCUACAGAGUUUAUGAUGGGGGGUCCCAUCUGAUUGAGGCUAUGGCAAGUCCAUUUGAGGAUGAGAGCAAUGACUCUGACCCCACCGACAGCGGUAGUGACAGUGAGGCAUAUGAUGAUUCCAGCUCAUCCUAUUCCUCACUUGGAGACCUUGUGAGUGAGAUGAUUCAAGGAGACAUUCAGGGAGACACACCAAGCCUACAACCACAUACGCAUGCUGCUCUGGGAGAUGCAAGCGAGGUGGACUUCCAGGACUUAAGAGAAGGCUCAGAGGGUCCAUCCAGCGGGGAUGCUUCUGGCGAAACAUCUGACGGACAGCCCCUUCGCUCAAGCUCCAGCACAACUGCAAGCUCCAGUCCCAGCACAGUCAUUCAGGGAGUCAACCAUGAUCAAGGGGAAGCACCAGAUGGCGAGGCACUAGCCGGUGCUGGCCCACAGAACCCAGUCAUUGGAGUUAGCAGCCAACCGUCUCUCAGAUCAACCGUUGAAGCUGGCCCGGUGGACCCAGCUAUCAAAAAACGAGAGUAUGACAACCCCUAUUUUGAGCCUCAAUAUGGCUUCCCCUCUGAAGAUGAUCCUGAUGCAGAAGAACAAGUGGAGUCAUACACCCCUCGAUUCAACCAGAACCUCAAUGGCAACAAGUGUGUUCAACUUGUUCAUCACUUGAAUGAACUAACUCUUCAUUCAAAGGGGGGGCUCUCUGACCAACCAUGUAAUGUCAAAACCCAAGCACAGCGUCCUUCACGUCCAAGUAGUCUGAGACUACCCGGGGAAUCCGAUGGAGAAGGGGACAGCUCACCAAACUCAACCAUUUCCAACAGCAGUAAUGAUGGAUUUGGGGGACUAAUGUCUUUUGCUAGUAAUCUUUACAAGAAUCACGGUACCAGUUUCAGUCUGUCCCAGCUGGCUCUACCAAACAAAGCUGCAAGGGAGAAAGCCACGCCUUUCCCCAGCCUGAAAGGUGCACGUGCACCUCGGGCGCUUGUGGACCAGAAGUCUUCUGUAAUCAAACACAGCCCAACGGUGAAGAGAGAAUCACCCUCUCCUCAGGGUCGCAUUAAUAAUACAAGUGAAAACCAGCAGUUUUUGAAGGAGGUUGUACAGAGUGUCCUGGAUGGACAAGGUGUCGGCUGGCUCAACAUGAAAAAAGUGCGCCGUCUGUUGGAGAAUGAACAGCUCCGCAUCUUUGUGCUGAGCAAACUUAACAGAGCCAGCCAGUCAGAGGAAGACUCUAGACAGGAGAUCAUACGAGAUGUGGAAGUGAGCCGGAAGGUAUACAAGGGCAUGCUGGACAUACUGAAAUGUACGGUAUCCAGUUUGGAGCAUUCCUACACAAACGCAGGCCUUGGAGGAAUGGCCAGUGUCUUCAUCUUAUUGGAGAUAGCACGCACGCAUUAUCAAACCAAAGACCCUGAAAAGCGCAAGCGAAGCCCCACAGAUAGUGCUGGCAGCCCCGGGAGUAAAGAGAGUCCUUCUGGCCAAAUGGAGGCCGCCAGACCACAAGGUCUUCUGACCGUUCCUCAUCUGCAGCUGCCACAUCACACAACGGGCAGAGGAGCCCACCAUUUUGACAGCCGGAGCCUGAACGAAGAGAACUUUAUUGCCUCGAUUGAAUUGUGGAGCAAGCACCAGGAUAAGCAAAAAUCUAUGGAAAAACCACAGAGGGCUGAAGGAGCAAAGCAGCAGCGCUCCCAGGUGACGGAUGCAGAGGAAAAGAAAUCUCAGAUGAGUGCUGAUAGUGGUCUCAGUGUCACCUCUGGAUCUCAGAAGAGUGACACAGAGUCUGUAACAAGUUCCGAACCGCCCAUCCUAACAAGAAGUACCAGCCAAGACUCAGAGGCGAGCACAGUGAUAAGCAAUAGCUCUGGAGAGACUCUGGGUGCUGACAGUGACCUGAGCAGCACAGUGGGAGAUGGUUUGGGUGGGAGAAGUGCUUUACAUCUAGCACAGUCCAGAGGGACCCUCUCUGACAGUGAGAUUGAAACAAAUCCUGCUACCAGCUCAGUGUUUGGAAAGACUCACACACUAAAACCUGGCGCAAAAGAAAACACGUCUGCAAUAGCAAAAGGGGCGCCCACUCAGCCAAUGGAGGACAUCAGUAUGAGGAUCUACCUUUGUGAUGGCCUCUUGGGCCGCGAUAAGAGCUCCGUUUGGGAUCAACUAGAGGAUGCUGCCAUGGAAACCUUUUCGCUAAGUAAGGAACGCUCCACGCUCUGGGACCAGGUGCAGUUCUGGGAGGAUGCCUAUUUGGAUGCUGUAAUGUUAGAGCGGGAGGGGAUGGGAUUGGACCAGGGACCUCAAGAGAUGAUUGAAAGAUACUUGUCACUGGGAGAACAUGACCGCAAGCGGCUGGAGGAUGAUGAGGACAAACUUCUGGCUACCCUACUGCACAACAUGAUUGCAUUCAUGCUCAUGCUGAAAGUGAGCAAAAAUGACAUCCGCAAGAAAGUGAGGCGCUUGAUGGGCAAGUCCCACAUUGGCCUUUCCUACAGCCAAGAGGUCAAUGAGUUGCUGGACAAAUUGGCCCAAAUGAAUGGCCGUGAGCUGUCAAUCAGGCCCUGUGGAAGCCGUCAUAUCAAGAAGCAAACGUUUGUUGUACAUGCUGGUACUGAUACUACUGGGGACAUUUUUUUCAUGGAGGUUUGUGACGACUGCAUAGUCCUCCGCAGCAACAUUGGCACCGUGUAUGAGCGCUGGUGGUAUGAGAAGCUCAUCAACAUGACUUACUGCCCCAAGACCAAGGUUUUAUGUCUUUGGAGACGUAACGGCCAAGAGACUCAACUCAAUAAGUUCUAUACCAAAAAGUGUCGGGAACUCUACUACUGUGUUAAAGAUAGUAUGGAAAGAGCUGCAGCCAGACAGCAAAGCUCCAAACCAGGUCCAGAACUUGGUGGAGAGUUUCCUGUCCAAGAUAUGAAAACUGGUGAGGGAGGAUUGCUGCAGGUCACGUUGGAAGGAAUCAACCUGAAGUUCAUGCACAGUCAGGUUUUCAUAGAGCUGAGUCACAUUAAAAAGUGCAAUACAGUGAAGGGAGUCUUUGUCCUGGAGGAAUUUGUUCCUGAAACUAAAGAAGUGGUGAUCCACAAGUACAAGACCCCCAUGGCCCAUCAGAUCUGUUACUCGGUCCUCUGCCUUUUCUCCUACGUGGCAGCUGUGAAGGGGAAGGAGCCGGAUGGAAAAGCCAAGAUACUAUCGCCACGACCCCUCCCGAGCUAGUGCACCCUCGCCCCCUCUGGUCUCCAAGUCCCCUCCUCCUCCUCCUUCUCUUCCUCCUCCAUGUGCCUCUACUUGAGUUCCAACACCACAGACAAUCCCUCAGUAACACGGAAGCACACAAAUCUGUGUAAAUAUUGGCCUGUUUUAGUGCUCUGUGAUGUCAUGUAAAUAUUUGUUCCCAGGAGGUUUGUCCUCAUCUCUUUUCUUUUACGAUACGACCAGAUGUUCUGUAAGAACAUUAGAGGAACCAAGCGCAUGCAGGUCCCGUGCACACAGCUCUCCCGUCAUACAACUUUGUGUGAUUGCGUGCUUAUUUAGUGUGACGUGGCCGCUAAGGAAAUAAUGUGUUCUCUUGCCGUUAGCUCAGUCCGCCGGGCUGAUUUGCUGUUCUAGUUCCACUGUAACCUUGUCUGUGCUCUGCUGUUGAUCAAUAGUAUGUUAUUUUUGUCCAUUCAGGAAUAAAUAUUAUAUAUAUUUACAUAUAUAGUAUUUAUUUAAUAUAUAAGUAUUGCUGUAUAUUUCUGAAAAGAAAUACCCUUAAAUAUUGACUUGCAUAAAUGUGCAACAUUUAGAUGUUACCCAUUGUUUGUCUCGUCAACGUAUGAACUGUGUAAUCUUUUACUAGGUCGGUCAUACAAUAGAAAAGCGCUCAAUUGAAUGUGACCUUCAAACUCAAGAUGCAAUGGUAGGUUGUACUGUCAACGUACAGGUUCUGCCUUUGCGUAAGGCAGUGCUUCUCAAUUAUUUUCUGUUACGCCCCCCCCCUAGCAAGGAGAAAACUAUUCGCGCCCCCCCUCCCCACCGUGACUAUCCUAACUUGUCUUGUAAGUCGUAAAAUGUUGCACUGUCGCAAACGUGACAGAAGUAACAAUGAGAGCGCCACUGCCCCCUGCUGUAGUAAACGCGCAAUUACACUUUAUUCUAGUACUGCCAAAAAAAAGCAUGUUCCCCAGGGUCACACCCGCCCCCCCAGGAAUAGCACCGCGCCCCACUAUUUGAGAAGCACUGGCCUAGGUGACUGAUUCACAAUUUGGUUUUGUCUGAUAUCAGAGAUUAAAUAAAGAAAACCAACUGGCUGA
Molecule: messenger RNA, 6682 nt
Organism: Syngnathus typhle (broad-nosed pipefish)
Lineage: Eukaryota; Metazoa; Chordata; Actinopteri; Syngnathiformes; Syngnathidae
Gene: madd
Product: MAP-kinase activating death domain
Exons: 36
Coding region: 522-5603 (1693 amino acids)
Biological process (GO): regulation of Rab protein signal transduction; regulation of apoptotic process
Cellular component (GO): cytosol
Molecular function (GO): guanyl-nucleotide exchange factor activity
Source: RefSeq, a predicted model, not a curated record